This is a messenger RNA of Ostertagia ostertagi, 1410 nucleotides long. NCBI's taxonomy places the organism in Eukaryota, Metazoa, Nematoda, Chromadorea, Rhabditida, Trichostrongylidae. The record is from the annotation of a GenBank genome assembly.
AUGGUUGACCAUGCCACCGGGAAUGCAAGUGUUAUGGAGCGCUACUUCCCGCUUCAGCACCUCCGCCCGGUCUCGUCAUGGGGAAUGAACAGUACUUCAGGGGAGCCCAGCACAUCGUGGAGUAUCGAAGGCAUCGAAAUCAAAUGGCUCGCUGAUUUACUAAUUCAUGAUCGGCUGAGCAAUAAAUCACUGCCUUAUGUACCGAUUCUGGGACUCAAUACCUGCACAUAUGCCAAUAUCGGUCUCUUGGCGCUCUACUGUAUCGCUAUCCCUUUGAAUGUAUUCUUUAUCGCUACCAUUUUGCCGGAACUCACCCGAAGAUGUGUGAUGAAAAGGGAGGAUGAAAAGAUCUGUAGAGGCGACGAGCUUAACCGACUAGACUGGCGCAUGAUGAAAUUCGAAACUUAUACUACAACUAUUGAAAGUUUGGUUGCAAAAAUUGUGCUGAUCGUAAUGCCAUUUGCACUGGCAGUGACGGUUUUCGAUCAUCGAGUGUUGGCAAUGGUACUGCCAAUGGAAAGCGCAAUGUUUUGCAGUAUAAUUCUAUACUACAUCUGUUCUACUACCAUACACAGGGUCGAAAGUAGCCCUGGUACUAUCAUCACGCAUACCAUGUCCAAUCUUUCAUCUGGUUCAUCAGUAGUAUAUCACACAACAACACAGCGAUCGAAUCUAUGCCGGCCAGUUUCACCACAUAAUCAUAUGCUGCGUGUAUCGCGAUCCUCAGUUAUUCGAAUCCAACCAGUUCCCGCGCAGUGUAUUCGCGACAUUUUCACAGCUUUGCUGAUCACCCGUACGCGCAUCCCCGGUAAGGUGAUUGCUGCUCAUGCCUUAGCGAAGCUGAAACAUCUCACUAAACAGAACAUGAUCUGCUCCGCUGAAAGGCUUUGUCUUCUCGUAUGUCCCUCCUUGCUGUCUGCCACACUCCUGAUGAUCACUUUAUUUCCAACUGAUCGCAAGGAUACCUUCGAGCCACGAUUCCCGAUGUCACUGAGCACGCUUUGUCUUCUCGUAUGUCCGUCCUUGCUGUCGGCCACACUCCUGAUGAUCACUUUAUUUCCAACUGAUCGCAAGGAUACCUUCGAGCCACGAUUUCCGAUGUCACUGAGCACAUCACUUCCUCGAGUGAUGUUGUUGACAGCAUUACUAGACUCAUUCUGGCGUGUGGCAUUCUUUUUUCAAUUACUAGAGAUCGACUUCGGCUUCAGGAUUGUUACUGGGAGUGAACUUGGAGACGAGAUUCUACAAAGAUUGCUGGAAACGCUGUUUGAGGCGUCGUCACGUCUGUCACGACUAUCGGCAGUGAUAUGCUGCAAUUCAGAUGCAGUUGUCGACUAUCAUUGUGAAACGAUGAGGUCGAUCCUCGCCGAUCAAAAGAAACGACGAACAAUGAUGAUUUCUGUACAUUGA